ACACCAGCGACCCUGGAAAAAAUACAGAAGGAAUUGUACGCGACAACAAUCCUAUACGUUAUCACGAUUGGACUGUCGAAACUUUCCAUCACUACAUUCCUGGAGCGACUGGCUUGCACCUCAAACCAUAAAACAGCCGUUAUAAUUAUGUAUGCCGUUGUCAUAUCUUGGACUUUCGCAUUCACCACAGGCGUCUUAUUUCAGUGCGAGCUACCGCGUCCUUGGGCAGUGUUCAAUGGAAAAUGUAUACCCAUGCUUCCAUUCUGGAUCGUAGCCUGUCUGGUCGACGUUCUAACAGAUAUCGGCAUGAUCAUUCUACCUAUUCGAAUCAUUUCAAGCCUCCAACUUCCAUCACGCAAAAAGGCUGCCAUUAUUGCUACUUUCGCUCUGCGCACACUUUUGAUUCUCCUUUGCAUAACCCGCGUUAUUUUACUUGAUCGUGCCAUCCACGGGGACUGGUCCUUUGACAGCAUUCCCUACGCCAUAACAACACAAGCGUACUCCACCAUUUCCGUACUCGUGGCCUGCCUUCCAGGCCUCAAACCUUUCAUGGAUAGCGUUCGCACGGGUAUGUUGAGCGCUAGUCUAGCUAAACGCAACGCGGGCACAACCUUUGGUCAGGAUUCAUGGGGUGCACAGCCUCGCAUCGCUUCGCAGUCUACAAUUUGGGGCUCAGUAUCUCAUGGCAGACCCAGUUUCCCAACCGGUUGCCCAGCUGAAACGUCUAUAAGCUUCCCGGGGCCCUGUGGAAGUAUAUCUCUCAGCAGACCCAGGGCCCUAAUUGCUUGCCCAGCGGGAGCCCCCGUACAAGUCUCUGAAGGCCUACGGCGCAGUGCGUCGCAUAGAACAGUCAAACCCUCGGCAACGUGCCCAGCUGAAGCAUCCAUCUACCUCUCCAGAGCUCUAUCGCGCAGCGCAUCCCAUGACCAACUCCGCCCUUCCGCCACUUGUCCAGCGGAAGCUUCCCUAUACGUGUCCGGAGGCUUAGGGCGUAGCGUAUCACAAAGGAAACCCAUCGCCUCGCCUUUUUGCCCGGCUGAAGCUUCCAUCUUCUUCUCUGAAGGUCAAGGGCGUAUGAGACUGCACGACAGGCCCAGUGCCCCGACCGCGUGCCCUGCCGAAGCUUCGAUAACCUUCUUCCAGAAUCAAGGACGUACCAGGGCUCGCGCAAAGCCCGUAACUCCAACCAAGCCGAUGUUGCACAUCCCUACACCAGCCCGACAGCCUUCCCCAAAAUCGAGAAGAGAGACACCUCCGCGUCCGCCGCCACCACCCGAGGAGCUGCGGCCGGAUCUGACAUGUUUCCAGCCCAGACUGUUGGGACAGAACAGUACGGUGGUCAGCUGUGAAAGGAAGGACAACGAGAGACACAGGGCGAAGAGGAUGGGCAUCAUAACCCAGACGAGACAGUGGGAGGUCAAGCUGGAAGGGGGCUGUAUCUAGAUAGUAGAAGUGCUGGUCACCUAGGUAGCAAUUGAUUCUAGAGGGCCCUGGAGGUCUUCGGGCUCGAUGG
This is a messenger RNA of Paraphaeosphaeria sporulosa, 1513 nucleotides long. RefSeq lists its product as uncharacterized. The transcript has 3 exons. Lineage: Eukaryota; Fungi; Ascomycota; Dothideomycetes; Pleosporales; Didymosphaeriaceae. The record is from RefSeq and is a predicted model, not a curated record. The coding region runs from base 148 to 1443 and encodes 431 amino acids.